Bubalus bubalis (water buffalo) is the source of this 2654-nucleotide messenger RNA. It is a transcript of the gene NTRK1, whose product is annotated as neurotrophic receptor tyrosine kinase 1. The transcript is spliced from 17 exons. Gene Ontology annotation, biological process: positive regulation of kinase activity; protein phosphorylation; cell surface receptor protein tyrosine kinase signaling pathway. Gene Ontology annotation, molecular function: neurotrophin binding; neurotrophin receptor activity; ATP binding. NCBI's taxonomy places the organism in Eukaryota, Metazoa, Chordata, Mammalia, Artiodactyla, Bovidae. The record is from RefSeq and is a predicted model, not a curated record. Gene Ontology annotation, cellular component: signaling receptor complex; axon; plasma membrane. The coding region runs from base 59 to 2446 and encodes 795 amino acids.
GCCGCUGCUGCAAGCGCACAGACGGCUGCCCGGCCGCGGCGAGGCGGGCGCCGUCGCGAUGCUGCGAGGCGGACGGGGCGGGCAACCUGGCGGGCACCUCCGGGCUACGGGGCCGGGAAGCCUGCUGGCCUGGUUGAUGCUGGCAUCUGCGGGCGCUGCAUCCUGCCCCGAUGUCUGCUGCCCCCACGGCCCUUCGGGGCUACGCUGCUCCCGGCCGGGGGCCCUGGAUAACCUCCUCCACCUGCCAGGCGCCGAGAACCUGACGGAGCUCUACAUCGAGAACCAGCAGCAUCUGCAGCAGCUGAAGCUCAGUGACCUGAGGGGCCUGGGGGAGCUGAGGAAACUCACCAUCGUGAAGAGCGGUCUCCGUUCUGUGGCGCCAAAUGCCUUCCAUUACACUCCGCGGCUCAGUCGACUGAAUCUCUCCUUCAACGCUCUGGAGACUCUGUCCUGGAAAACGGUCCAGGGCCUCUCCUUACAGGAACUAGUCCUGUCGGGGAACCCCCUGCACUGUUCCUGUGCCCUGCUCUGGCUGCAGCGCUGGGAGGAGGAGGGGCGGGGAGGAGUGCGGGAACAGAAGCUGCAGUGUCCGGGGCAGGGGCCCCUUGCCCUCAUGUCCAACGCCAGCUGCGGUGAGCCCACGCUGAAGAUCCAGAUGUCCAAUGCCUCCGUGGAUGUGGGGGCCGACGUGUUGCUGCAGUGCCAGGUGGAGGGGCAGGGCUUGGAGCAGGCUGGCUGGAUCCUCGCGGAGCUGGAGGGGUCAGCCACAGUGAUGGAAUCUGGGAGUCUGCCGUCCUUGGGGCUGACCCUGGCCAAUGUCACCAGUGACCUCAAUAGGAAGAAUGUGACGUGCUGGGCGGAGAAUGAUGUGGGCCGGGCUGAAGUCUCCGUCCAAGUCAACGUCUCCUUCCCGGCCAGCGUGCAUCUGCAGGCCGCCGUGGAGCAGCACCACUGGUGCAUCCCCUUCUCGGUGGACGGGCAGCCGGCGCCCUCUCUGCGCUGGCUCUUCAACGGCUCUGUGCUCAACGAGACCUCCUUCAUCUUCACCGAGUUCCUGGAGCUGGCAGCCAACGAGACGAUGCGCCACGGCUGCCUGCGCCUCAACCAGCCCACCCACGUCAACAACGGCAACUACACGCUGCUGGCAACCAACCCCUUGGGCCAGGCUGCCGCUUGGGUCAUGGCCGCUUUCAUGGACAACCCUUUCGAAUUCAACCCUGAGGACCCCAUUCCUGUCUCCUUCUCGCCAGUGGACACCAACAGCACUUCCGGAGACCCAGUGGAGAAGGAUGAGACUCCUUUUGGGGUCUCGAUGGCCGUGGGCCUGGCCGUUUUUGCCUGCCUCUUCCUUUCUACAACAUUUCUUGUGCUCAACAAAUGUGGACACAGGAACAAGUUUGGGAUCAACCGCCCCGCUGUGCUGGCUCCGGAGGAUGGAUUGGCCAUGUCCUUGCAUUUCAUGACUCUGGGUGGCAGCUCCUUGUCUCCCACCGAGGGCAAAGGCUCUGGACUCCAAGGCCACAUCAUUGAGAACCCACAAUACUUCAGUGAUGCCUGUGUUCAUCACAUCAAGCGCCGAGAUAUCGUGCUCAAGUGGGAGCUGGGUGAGGGUGCCUUUGGGAAGGUCUUCCUUGCCGAGUGCCACAACUUGCUGCCUGAGAAGGACAAGAUGCUGGUGGCCGUCAAGGCGCUGAAGGAGGUGUCUGAAAGCGCCCGGCAGGACUUCCAGCGCGAGGCCGAGCUGCUCACCAUGCUUCAGCACCAGCACAUCGUGCGCUUCUUCGGCGUCUGCACUGAGGGCCGCCCGCUGCUCAUGGUCUUUGAAUACAUGCGGCACGGUGACCUCAAUCGCUUCCUCCGGUCCCACGGGCCUGAUGCCAAGCUGCUGGCUGGCGGGGAGGACGUGGCUCCGGGACCCCUGGGCCUGGGGCAGCUGCUGGCCGUGGCUAGCCAGGUCGCUGCGGGAAUGGUGUACCUGGCAGGUCUGCACUUCGUGCAUCGGGACCUGGCCACACGCAACUGCCUGGUGGGCCAGGGACUAGUGGUUAAGAUCGGCGAUUUCGGCAUGAGCCGGGAUAUCUACAGCACCGACUACUAUCGCGUGGGAGGCCGCACCAUGCUGCCCAUUCGCUGGAUGCCGCCCGAGAGCAUCCUCUACCGCAAGUUCACCACCGAGAGCGACGUGUGGAGCUUCGGCGUGGUGCUCUGGGAGAUCUUCACCUACGGCAAGCAACCCUGGUACCAGCUCUCCAACACCGAGGCGAUCGAGUGCAUCACGCAGGGACGUGAGCUGGAGCGGCCGCGUGCCUGCCCACCGGAGGUCUACGCCAUUAUGCGGGGCUGCUGGCAGCGGGAGCCCCAACAACGCCACAGCAUCAAGGAUGUGCAUGCCCGGCUGCAAGCCCUGGCCCAGGCGCCUCCUGUUUACUUGGAUGUCCUGGGCUAGGAGGCUGGCCCAGGGCCUGGGGCUGGGUAGCCAAAUGCGGAGUACUGCAGCCUGCCCUCAGCAACUGCCAUGGUUCCCAGCAGCCCCAGGGUGAUCUCAAAGCAUCUAACUCACCCUCAGCAUGCGGGAGGGGACAGGUGGGGUCUGGGAGUGCAGGAUGUUCCUGCUUCUCUAGGCAGGGUUCCGUCAUAGCAAUUAUAUUUAUUAU